This is a messenger RNA of Lotus japonicus, 1399 nucleotides long. RefSeq lists its product as uncharacterized. The transcript is spliced from 2 exons. The record is from RefSeq and is a predicted model, not a curated record. Lineage: Eukaryota; Viridiplantae; Streptophyta; Magnoliopsida; Fabales; Fabaceae. Bases 238 to 1248 code for a protein of 336 amino acids.
UGCCACAUUAGAGAGAGAGAGCCAUGGUGGCUUUUAGCCUUUUACAGUGUGAAUUUGAGAAAUGUGAACUCACAUGUCUGCCCAAGGACUUUUCUAAAGGAAAGGUUGGUUCUGUUUCAUUCUGUCUCUUAUUCUGCAAAUAUGGUUGUAAAUUUCUUAGAGAAUAAUAGAAAGAAAAAAAACCAUUUGGGACAGUGUGGUGGAUUCUCUUACUGUUAAUUUUCUGUGACAUUGGAGAUGUUGGAUGUUAUGUUGACAAUGUCUUUGAGUAAUCCAUCCCAGACAUCAUUGUGUUUUGUAACAAAUCCUUGUCCUAGAUAUUUGUGCAAGCCAAGGUUGUGGCAACUUCAAGCUACACCCCCAUCUUCAAUUAUAUUGAAUGCAGAUGAAAGUGGGAAAUUUUCCAGAAACCUUCAUGGCUCAAACCUUGUAUCAGGAAAGGGUGAAGAAUCUGGUGCUCCUUUUCUCACUCAGGGAAGCAGUGUUGGUAUAAUUGGAGGGUUUUCUGUUGAUGCCACCCUCAACUUCAUAAGCAAACUUGUGGAGUUGAGUUCAGAAGAUGGAAGAAGAACAAGUUCCAAUAUUCCUUUUGUGCUUUGUUCUGAUCCUGUGUUGAACAAGGAGCUUCUUUCCUAUGAAAGGAGUUGUUUUGUUGCAAGUAAAGGGGAAAGUUUGAAACCUGAUUGUUAUUCUCAGAUUGUGCAGAGUCUUAGAAGCAAGAGGGCUUUUCUUGAGAAUUCUGGGGCUGGUUGCAUAGUCAUGCCUUGUAAUGUGUCACAUUCUUGGUAUGAACAAGUAUCCAAGGGUUGUUCUGUCACAUUUCUUCACAUGGCUGAGUGUGUUGCCAAGGAGCUCAAGGAAGCAAAGUUAAAGCCACUUGAAGCUGGUAGCCCUUUGCGGAUUGGAGUGCUCGCAACAAAUGCAACUCUUGCAGCAGGUUUCUAUAAGGAGAAGCUUCAGAAUGAAGGAUUUGAGGUUGUACUACCUGAUAGAGCAACCAUGGAGCAUACAGUAAUACCUGCAACUGAAGCUUUGGACAGAAAGGACAGGGAAGGGGCAUGCAAUCUAUUGAGAAUUGCACUUCAAGUUCUUCUGGUGAGGGCAGUUAAUACUGUUAUCCUUGCUUCUGACGAGAUGCGGGGUCUCUUGCCCCAUGACGAUCCUCUUCUCAAGAAAUGUAUUGAUCCGUUAGACGCCUUAGCCCGAUCAACUAUCAACUGGGUAAGAUCCUCUGGAGAUAAUACAUGAACAACAAUAGAAAGCAACUGUUGUAUUUCAUUGUGUCAAUAUUCUUUUUAUCUCAUUGAUAUUAUGCAUUUCAUUUAUAAUACUCUUGAUUUUACCAAUAUUGUAAUCAAGCCAAAAUGUAUGUUUAGUAUCAGAGCAUGUAUUCCUUCUG